AUGGCAGGCCCCAAAAGAAGUCGCAAGUACGAGAAGCCCAAGCUCGACCGACCGAGCAAGAAGCAAAAGCGCCAGCUCGCGCAGUACAACAGCGACUCCGAGGAAGAGCAAGACGACAACUUUGAUCCCGUCAACCUUCUCGACUCGGAUGACGACAUUCACAACGCCGAGGUUGACGAUGGCGCACCCUCAGCGGGCGAAUUGAGCUCAGGAGAGGAAGAAGAGGAGACACUGAAGAAGCCUGCGCCGAAGAAGAAGAUGUCGUUGAAGUCACAACAAAAGGCCCCUCAGCCCGCGCCCGAGUCAGCGUCUGAGAACGAGGAUGACUCGGAAUCAGAAGGGCAAGGAGAGGAUGACGAUUUCGAUGACGAUGACGACGAAGACGAAGACGAAGACGACGACGACCAGAACCCCCGACAAUCCAAGAAGAAGCGCGACAACUCUGCGUUCGCAACGUCCCUGACCAAAAUUCUCGGCACAAAACUCGCAACCUCGAAACGAGCUGACCCUGUGCUUUCCCGAAGCGCCGAGGCGCACUCGGCAUCGCGCGCCAUCCUGGACAAUGCACUGGAGGCAAAAGCCCGGAAACAGCUCCGCGACCAAAAGCGUCGUGCUUUCGAAAAGGGUCGCGUGAAGGAUGUCCUGGUGGCCAGCAGGAAUGAGAAGACGGGCGAGAUGGAGGCUACCACGGCCGAGAUUAUGGAGACGGAGAGGAGGCUGAGGAAAGUGGCACAGAGGGGUGUGGUCAAGCUGUUCAACGCUGUCAGGGCGGCGCAGGUUGCCGCCACCGAGGCCGAGAAGGGCACGAGGAAGGCCGGUGUCAUUGGCAUGGAUCAACGGGAGGGCAAGGUGAACGAGUUGAGUAAGAAGGGAUUCCUGGAUCUGAUCGCCUCGGGAGGCGGAGGGUUGAAGAAAACAGCCAUCGAGGAGGCCUAA
Molecule: messenger RNA, 936 nt
Organism: Emericellopsis cladophorae
Lineage: Eukaryota; Fungi; Ascomycota; Sordariomycetes; Hypocreales; Bionectriaceae
Product: Rrp15p-domain-containing protein
Exons: 1
Coding region: 1-936 (311 amino acids)
Biological process (GO): maturation of 5.8S rRNA; maturation of LSU-rRNA
Cellular component (GO): preribosome, large subunit precursor
Source: RefSeq, a predicted model, not a curated record